ACUAAACCACAAUCCAUGUUGGUAAAUAGAUAUAGUAAGCUGUUAAUAGGAUGUUCUUACUUCUCCCGAGAAUUCCACUUUUUAAGGAUACAAGGUUUUUGCAGGACACCUAGAAAAACAGUACACAAUGUCUGUGCAAUUUACAAUGCAACCCCCCUGUGGCCGCGAGCUCCCGCCGUGGCACCUUUUUCAACGCUUUCUAACACUUCUUCCCUUAAACUGAAAGAAAGUGCAGAGGAAAGCACGGUUUGGCGUACGGGGUGGGCAGUGCACACUUCCUAAUGGGAGCAUUCUGAUUCUGGGGUCGGCGCCAAUCCCGAUAUGCAAAGCAAGCCCAGUCUCGCCCUCGAGCCCUCGACGUAGUGAAGGAUCUGACAGCGGUCGCCGAAGAAUGUCUCCAUCCGGGAAUACUAGGUCUCGCGCUGCGCCAGUUUUUUUUUUGUGCGGUUUUUAAAACUACUGCAGAUAUACUAGGUUUAUAGUUAAAAUCGCCCCGAGGUGACGAGUCAGUAGCAGAAUGAAAGCCCUUCUGUCUAAAAGCAUCACUCCGAUUCAAAUGAAAGUAUCGAUGUUACUGCGUGGUGGUAUGGGAGAUCAAGGAACGGUACCUAUGCCACGUACGAUCAAAUCCUUACUUUGAAAAUACCCCACUCGUCGCAUUAUAUUAAACUGGCUUUCGCUUAAAGACAAGCUAGCUACCCAAUAAUUUGUUUUCGUAAUUAUCGGAUAUUUGUUCAUGUUAGGACGAAAAGCCAUAACCUCUCACCAACUAGAUAGUAUGCCAAAUUUUAUAUCAUUUAGAUGACGAGAGGUUUUUUGUUUUGUGGUUUUUCUGCCACGUGCCGUGGACGUCAGCUGACAGAUAGUUUAGCCGCAAAUACAAAGAGAUUCUCACAAUAUUUACUUCUGGCGUGUUAAUUUCGGAAUCCACUGGACCGACUUAAAUUUCCGUUUCAGAGAAUCAAUAUUUGCAUAACUUUAAUAUUUCACAAAUUAGAACGACUUCGUAAUGUGUAGGCUAAACAUGCCCCCUCCACCCACGCGCCCACCUGCCGAUGAUGUUUGUUUCGCCCUCACUGGCUGACAUAACUCCUUAAGACUUGCAGUCGCACUUCACAGCGUGGGUGAGAGCUCUAGUCAUGUCAUCUGUGUGAAUAAGCUGUCCCUCAUCUUUCAUCAGGUGAUUUACAGACAAAAAUUUUUUUGCUACAAGACUAGAACAGAGGAGUAUGGGUCUGACUGGAGCCCGGUUCUGACUGUCAGCGAUGGCCGGGCUGAUCCCGCCCAGAUGGACCGGGCCGGCCCGGAACCAGGACAGAACCGCUCUCCCGGGCAGAAGCGACAGGGGGCUGGACUCAGAGGAAGUGGAGCACUUCCGGAGGAAACUCAAGUACUUCUUCAUGAACCCCUGUGACAAGUUCCGGGCGCGAGGGCGGAAACCAUGGAAACUGUGCCUGCAGAUCCUGAAGAUCUGCCUCAUCACCGCACAGCUGGUGUCUUUUGGGCUCAGUAAUCAGAUGAUGGUGACUUUCAAAGAGGAGAACCUGAUGGCUUUCAGACACCUCUUUCUGAAAGGAUACGCUGAUCGCAGGAUGGACACAUAUGCUGUCUAUAGCAGGAGUGAGGUGUACGACCACAUUGACUACAUCAUCCGGCAGUACAUGAACCUGGGGAAUCUCACGGCUGGUAACCAUGCCUAUGAGAAGAGUGGGGGUGUGGCUACACCCCUGUCGCUAUGCCAACAACACUACCGCAACAGCACUAUCUCCCCUGCCAGUGAGUCCUUCCACAUCGACCCCCACGUCGAAACAGAGUGCAUGGAUAUUUACCCAGUCCAGCCUCUGACAAACACUCUGAAGGCAAGACAGCAGCUCAACUUCACUCUGGAUUUUAAGAGGCUGGUCUGUGUGAAUGUUUACAUCAAGCUGAAGGCCAUAAACCUGCAGACAGUGAGACACCAGGAGCUGCCCGACUGCUACGUGUUCUCUAUCACUAUCAGCUUCGGUAACAAAGCCCACAGUGGUCAGCUGAGCGUCACAUUGGCUAACGACGUGGGAAUUAACGAGUGCUCGGACUGGAGCGUGUCUGGAGGGCCGGGUAAGAACAUCCAUGAGCUGCUGCUGUUGGACGGGCUCGUCAUCCUGGCGUGUGUGGCCUCGCUGGCGCUGUGCGCCAGGUCCGUCAGCAGCGGGAUUAAGCUGCAGUCUGAAUAUGCUGUGUUUUUCCAAACUCUGCAUGGCAAAAAGGUGUCCUGGUCAGACAGGAUGGAGUUUGUGAAUGGCUGGUACAUCCUCAUCAUCCUCAGCGACUCCUUAACCAUCGCUGGCUCUAUUCUCAAAAUGGAGAUCCAGACCAAGAAUCUGACUAAUUACGACAUCUGCAGCCUCUUCCUGGGAACGGCGACAAUGCUGGUGUGGGUCGGCCUUCUCCGCUAUCUGGGGUUUUUCCAGAAAUACAAUAUUCUCAUCCUCACCAUGAGGGCGGCCUUCCCUCACGUGGUCCAGUUCUGCUGCUGUGCUACCAUCAUCUACCUGGGCUACUGUUUCUGCGGGUGGAUUGUUCUGGGACCUCACCACAAGAAAUUCCAGACGCUGAACACGGUGUCGGAGUGCCUGUUCUCCCUCAUUAACGGGGACGACAUUUUCCACACCUUCAGGCAGCUGCGGCAGAAGGGCUGGCUGGUGUGGCUCUUCAGCAGGGUGUACCUGUACUCCUUCACCUCACUCUUCAUCUACAUGGUCAUCAGCCUCUUCAUCGCCCUUUUCACAGACACAUACGAGACCAUUAAGGUGUGUGUGUGUGUGUGUGUGUGUGUGUGUGUGUGUGUGUGUGUGUGAGUGUGUGUGUAUGUGUGUGUGUAGGUGAAUGUGUGUGAGUGUGUGUGUGUGUGUGUAUGUGUGUGUAGGUGAAUGUGUGUGUGUGUGUGUGUGAGUGUGUGUGUGUGAGUGUGUGUGUAGGUGAAUGUGUGUGAGUGUGUGUGUGUGUGUAUGUGUGUGUGUGUGAGUGUGUGUGUGUGUGUGUGAGCGCCUGUGUGUGUGUGUGUGAGUGUGUGUGUGUUUGUGUGUGUGUGUGUGAGUGUGUGAGUGUGU
Anguilla rostrata (American eel) is the source of this 3089-nucleotide messenger RNA. RefSeq names its product mucolipin-3-like. Lineage: Eukaryota; Metazoa; Chordata; Actinopteri; Anguilliformes; Anguillidae. The record is from RefSeq and is a predicted model, not a curated record. Gene Ontology annotation, molecular function: NAADP-sensitive calcium-release channel activity. Gene Ontology annotation, cellular component: lysosomal membrane; plasma membrane. Bases 1266 to 2837 code for a protein of 523 amino acids. The transcript is spliced from 12 exons.